This is a messenger RNA of Colossoma macropomum (tambaqui), 1079 nucleotides long. RefSeq names its product CD48 antigen-like. The coding region runs from base 261 to 1079 and encodes 272 amino acids. Lineage: Eukaryota; Metazoa; Chordata; Actinopteri; Characiformes; Serrasalmidae. The record is from RefSeq and is a predicted model, not a curated record. The transcript has 5 exons.
GAAACUUGUCCAGUCCAUGCCAAAUAAAAUUGCAGCUGUUAUUCAUGCUCGUGAAGGUACUACAUGCUGUUAGCUAAUUACAGCUUCAGCUCCACCUGAGACAUUUAUUUACGUCUUAGAAGCUGCUGAGCUCUUAACACACGUUCACUCACUUCCUUUCUGAACGGUGACAGUAGAUGAGAGUCUGUAUCACUCACCUCUACUGAGUGAGAGCACAGUGAGAGCUGAACAGCACAGAAACUCCACAACAUGCUUAAAGAAUGGAUUCCAGCAGGAGAGCCUUCAUCUGUUUAAUCAUCUACACCACAGGUCUGCUGUGCUCAGCUGGAGAAGAGGUUGUCAGACUGCAGGAGCUGGAGGGAAACACUGUAACCAUCCAUACUGGAUUAACUGGAGUUCAGAGUGAUGCUCACAUACUGUGGUUUUAUGGACCUGAGAAUGCAGAUAUAAAGAUAGUGAACAGUCAGAUCAUUAGAGGAGAGAUUAUUACAGACUAUGACAGUGAGAGAUUCAGAGACAGACUGCAGCUGAACAGAAACAGUGGAUCUUUAACCAUCACAAACAUCAGCAGAGAAGAUUCUGGAGUUUAUAAACUACACAUAAUUACAGGAAGUAUCUCAGUCUGGAGUUUCAGUGUUGAUGUCUAUGCUCCAGUAUCAAAACCAGUCAUAAGAAAUCAACCUGAAAAAAGAGAGUCAUGUUCUCCUCUGUGCUCUAUGGAGAAUGGGAAGGAUGUGAGUUUGUCCUGGUAUGAUGAGAAAGAGAGAAUCUCCAGCAUCAGUAGCUCAGAUUCCAGUGAACGUCUUCAUCUUCCUCUGAAUAUAACUAACCCAGAAUGUUCUACUUACACCUGUGUAGCUGCUAAUCCAGUUAGCAAACAGACAGCCAAGCUCAACAUUACAGAACGCUGUUAUAACAACACAGGCUUAUCCAGUGUCCACUGCUGUGGCUCAAUUGAGUUUGUGGUCCGACUGGUUCUCUCCGCUGUGGUGGUCCUGGCCACCAUCUCCAUCCUGCUUUAUCACUGCACAUCCAGAUCAGUUUCAGAUGGAGGACUGAAUAGAAAACGUCACCACUAA